Lolium rigidum is the source of this 1183-nucleotide messenger RNA. Its product is annotated as calcineurin subunit B-like. NCBI's taxonomy places the organism in Eukaryota, Viridiplantae, Streptophyta, Magnoliopsida, Poales, Poaceae. Gene Ontology annotation, molecular function: calcium ion binding. The record is from RefSeq and is a predicted model, not a curated record. The coding region runs from base 369 to 896 and encodes 175 amino acids. The transcript has 6 exons.
CGCCGAAAUUAACCGCCGCGAUCCAUGGCGGUCAGGUCCCCAUCCUCACCUUGGCACCGUGGCUCCUAAAUGGGCGGUCACCUCGGGCGGGCGGGCGGCGUUGCUGUUGUCGAGCGAUCUUGACGAGAUCAUACCAUCGACGCCACCGAUCGGCUCUCGGUAAAUUCAUUGUGCGGCCGAUAUAUAUUCCAACUCUAAUCCCCCACUCCAAGCAGGGUCGAUCUCCUCCAAGCCACUUCGACCCUGACAUCUCCUCCGAUUCCCAGAUAAAUAACUCCCGCAAUCCCCUUGGUUCCGCACGCGACUCGAUUGGGAAACAAGGCCGGAGUUGGAGGCGACGACCGACCGAUCGAUCGAUCGCGGCGGCCAUGGGGAACGCGUCGUCGAUGCUCACGCAGUACGACAUCGAGGAGGUGCAGGAGCACUGCGGCUACCUAUUCUCGCAGCAGGAGAUCGUGUCGCUCUACGAGCGCUUCUGCCAGCUCGACCGCAGCGCCAAGGGCUUCGUAUCCGAGGACGAGUUCCUCUCCAUCCCCGAGUUCUCCACCAACCCGCUCUCACAGAGGUUGCUACGUAUGGUUGAUGGAUUGAACUUCAAGGAUUUUGUUUCCUUUCUCUCUACCUUCAGCGCAAGGGCCAGCCUUCAGCAGAAGAUUGAGUUGAUAUUUAAGGUGCAUGAUAUUGAUGGCAAGGGGAAGGUAACCUUCAAGGACCUGGUAGAGGUUUUACGGGACCUGACAGGGUCAUCCAUGUCUGAACAACAAAGAGAGAAAGUAUUAACGAAGGUAUUGGAAGAAGCUGGGUAUGAAAGGGAUUGCACGCUAUCAUUAGAAGAUUUUAUGACGAUCAUCGACCACCCUGGUCUGAAGAUGGAAGUGGAGGUACCGAUCGACUAAUGCGCGGCGCAAGCAGAUUUCAGCAGACGAGAUACAGGCUGUGUCUGGCUAUGUCUGCCGAAAAGAAAUUGUUCAUAGCCAAUAGAGCUCUAAGCAGAAGAGAGUGGACACUCACUGUUGCUUUCUUGUUUAUUUGUCGACAUGCCUGAAUCUUAGUAGUUCGUUACAAUGCAGUGUCAGUGUAGUCUUAUAUCUGUCUGUUAUGAGGGCUGAUGCAGUGUCCGUAUAGUGAAACCUUGUUGCAAUUCCAGUGAUUUACUCACAUUGCGCAUUAUCAAAGAUCAUCA